AUGGAGUUUGUGUCUGGAUACCGGGAAGAGUUCCUUGAUUUCGCUGCCCUCCUCUUCAGCUGGUUCCGCAAGUUUGUGGCCAAGCGAGGGGCUGUAGGGCCCAACCCAGAGGGUCGCUGGCGCCAGCUGGAGGCUCAGAUCAGGAGGCUGCCCCAGGACCCCGUCCUUUGGGUGCUCCACGUCUUGCCCAACAGUAGUGUGGGCAUCAGCCUGGGGCAAGGGGCAGAGUCAGGCGCUGGGUCAGGCCUAGGAGCUGCCCGUCUCCUUGGGGAAGAGCUCCCACUUCAUUUGAGAGAUCUGACCCCCUAUGUCAGCUUUGUCAGCCUAGAGGAUGGAGAGGAAGGGGAGGAGGAAGAGGAAGAUGAGGAGAAAGCAGAAGUUGAGGGUGCAGGUCUAGGGAAGGUGGAAACAGAGGGGAAUCAAGGGUCAGCCACUACCAGCAGGGAGACUUCCAAAGGGGAACCAGGGGAGACUGGGCAGGAGACAGGAGCUGGUGAGAAUGGCCUCCAAGAGAGCAGGAAAGAAGAUGAAGCAGGAUCUGAUAGGAGGAAGGGACGAAGAGAUGAGGCUGCUCCUCUGCACCUUUCCUGCAUCUUAUUGGUGACAGAUGAACAGGGUACCAUCUUGGGCAUUGACCUCCUAAUGAAUGGGGGCACUAGCCGGGGCUCAGGAACAGAGAACCUUGCUCCUCGGGCCUAUGCUCUCCUCUGCCACAGCAUGGCUUGUCCCAUGGGAGCUGGGGAUCCCCGAAAGCCUCGGCAGCUCACUGUGGGAGACAGCCAGCUGCACGGAGAGCUGGAGAGCCUGCUCCCAAGACUGGGAGUGAAGUUAGCUAAAAGUCCAAUGCGGACAUGGGGUCCCCGGCCAGGCUUUACUCUUGCCUCCCUUCGGGCUCGAACCUGCCAUGUUUGCCAUAAACACAGCUUUGAAGUGAAACUGACACCAUGCCCCCAGUGCAGUGCUGUCUUGUACUGUGGAGAGGCUUGUCUCUUGGCUGACUGGCAGCGGUGCCCAGAUGAUGUGAGCCACCAAUUCUGGUGCCCACGGCUUGCCACCUUCAUGGAGCGGGCAGGAGAGCUGGCAGCUCUGCCUUUUACCUAUACUGAAGAGGUGACCAGUGAAAUUUUCAACAAGGAGGCUUUCUUGGCCUCUUGUGGCCUCACUCGUGGCUACUGGACCCAGAUCAGCAUGCUGAUUCCAGGGCUUGUCGGGCCCAGGCACCCCAGGGACAACACGCUGCCCCCCAGCUUUCUUCUCAAUGGAGAUCCCUACCAGUUUCUCCAGGGGGAUGGGCCCACCUUGAUGCCUCCUGUACCCCUAGAUCCACCCAGGAGUGUCUUUGGUUCAUGGCAGGAUUACUACACGUGGCGGGGCCUCAGCUUGGACUCCCCAGUGGCCGUGCUUCUCACCUACCCACUGACUGUGUACUACGUCAUCACCCACCUGGUGCCCCAGUCCUUCCCUGAGCUGAACAUCCAGAACAAGCAGUCUUUGAAGAUCCAUGUGGUGGAGGCUGGGAAGGAGUUUGAUCUUGUCAUGGUCUUUUGGGAACUUUUGGUCCUGCUUCCCCAUGUGGCCCUGGAACUACAGUUUGUGGGUGAUGACCUGCCCCCUGAGAGUGACCAGGAGCAUUUUACCCUGCAGAGGGAUGGUCCUGACGUAUCUCUCAGGUCUGGUUCUGCAGUGGCCCGGCUCAGCUCUGGGAUGAAGGAGAAAGGGGGCCGCAGAGACCUGCAGAUCAAGGUGUCUGCUCGGCCCUACCACCUGCUUCAGGGUCCCAAGCCUGACUUGGUUAUCGCAAGCUCCUCCUGCUUUCCUCCUCCAGGAUUUAACUCUGGCUUUUGUCUCAAGGACACUUGGCUGAGCUCUCUGCCCCGAUUGCAGUCCCUUCGCGUGCCGGCCUUCUUCACCGAGAGCAGCGAGUACAGCUGCGUGAUGGACAGCCAGGCCAUGGCAGUGGCCACGGGAGGGGACACCAGCCCUCCCCAGCUCAAUCCCUUCCGCUCCCCUUUUCGCCUCAGAGCGGCAGACAACUGCAUGCCCUGGUACUGCAACGCCUUUAUCUUCCACCUAAUCUACAAACCUAUCCAAGGGAGUGGGGUCCGCCAGGCCCCGGGCCCUGCGCCCCCUGUCCCAACCCCGGUGGUCCCCGCCACCCCCGUCCGGAGACGCCGAGCAGAGAAGAAGCCUGGGCGGGGGCCCCGUGGGCGGAGAUGA
This is a messenger RNA of Elephantulus edwardii (Cape elephant shrew), 2217 nucleotides long. RefSeq names its product zinc finger, MYND-type containing 15 (gene ZMYND15). The transcript has 13 exons. Lineage: Eukaryota; Metazoa; Chordata; Mammalia; Macroscelidea; Macroscelididae. The coding region runs from base 1 to 2217 and encodes 738 amino acids. Gene Ontology annotation, molecular function: histone deacetylase binding. The record is from RefSeq and is a predicted model, not a curated record. Gene Ontology annotation, biological process: spermatid development; negative regulation of DNA-templated transcription.